Molecule: messenger RNA, 4571 nt
Organism: Folsomia candida
Lineage: Eukaryota; Metazoa; Arthropoda; Collembola; Entomobryomorpha; Isotomidae
Product: potassium voltage-gated channel subfamily H member 8
Exons: 16
Coding region: 956-3373 (805 amino acids)
Biological process (GO): regulation of membrane potential; potassium ion transmembrane transport
Cellular component (GO): membrane
Molecular function (GO): voltage-gated potassium channel activity
Source: RefSeq, a predicted model, not a curated record
UCAAGUUCCAUCGCUCAAAGCGUUGUUACUCCAGACUUUCCAUGAGAGAAACCUUUCAAUUCUACUGCUGUCUAGGUCGACCAGAAUUUUUAAAAUUGACCCAACCAGCUCGAACACCCACUUAAGUGCAACCUAACCUUCCCCCUUUAAGUGAAUCACUCACCUAAAAAUACAAACUUCUCAUAAAAUUAGUAUCAAUCGGUGAAAUCAUCCACAAACAUCUUACUUUCCUUAUCCACUUUCUCUAAAAAAAAGAAAAGCAACACAGGAAAAACGAAUCUAUGAAAAAGCAUUUCUUAAAAAAGACAAUUUUCUUUUUGAGAGUGACUCCUCCUGGAUGAGAAUCUACUUGAGCCAGAAAGCGACUUGUUUUAAAUCUAAAGUUAACUUGAACGAACCGACUUUCUCGCGUAGUUACAUACGUAUCUUCAUUCACGUAUGCUGCCUGGUGAUCAGGACGAGACGAGGAGAAAGCAAUCUCAAGAAAGCCUCUCGCUCUCUCUUUGAAAAGGUAUUGUGUACGAGAGGGAAGGAGGUCGCGGUCGUGGGCUGCGACUGACUGACUGACUGAGUGACGGUCUUCCUAUACGGAGAAGAAGAAAAAAAACGAAUCAAAAAGAAAGUUGCAUUCCGACGUCGGUCUUCCCACAAUGAGCGGAAUCUUAGAGGAGACACAUUUCUAUUAAUAUUUGAGACUUGCUUGGAGAGAAAUGCGUGCCGACGAAGAAAGAGCAACAGUUUGCCUCGCGAAUCUUUAUCGGUGCAAAUAAAAAAAAACUGAGAAACCCAACCAAACCAUCACAAUUUCCCGAGUACGGGAGGCCCUUGAAGAAAAUUUCCUUCGCCGAGCUAACACGGCGCACUUUCUCCCCAAAAUUGUUAAACUUUCCACCUAAAAAGUGGAGCGACCCAUUCAUCCCAAAAUUUUGAAACAAAAGUAAUAAACUUGACCACCAUGCCGGGAAGGAAGGGACUCCUCGCCCCGCAAAAUACAUUCCUUGACACCAUCGCGACACGUUUUGAUGGGACACAUUCCAACUUUGUCCUGGGAAAUGCUCAAGUCGCCACGCACCCGAUCGUCUACUGUUCCGACGGUUUUUGCGAACUGACGGGAUAUGCUCGCGCCCAAAUUAUGCAAAAGGGGUGUGCCUGCAAAUUCCUGUUUGGCGCAGAAACGACGGAAGAUCAGAAACUGGAAAUUGCAAAGUCGCUCGAUCAGAAAACAGAGUUGAAACUGGAGUUAAUCCUCUACAAGAAAACGGGAACACCGUUUUGGUGUUUGUUGGACAUUGUUCCCAUAAAGAAUGAAAAAAGAGAGGUCGUCCUCUUUCUCGCAUCCCACAAAGAUAUCACACACACAAAAGUGGCAGAAUUUUGUGACGUUAACGACGUCUACGAUUCAGAUGCGAACGGGAACCUGGACCCAGAAGCACCUCCAGCAAAUUAUGGAAGGAGACGGAGCCGAGCCGUCCUCUAUCAACUUUCUGGCCAUUACACGAAGGACAGGCGAAAGUCCAAGAUGAAAUUACAGAACACCCUUUUACAACCAACGGAAGCUCCUCUGCCCGAGUAUAAAACUGCAGCGAUAGAAAAGUCACGCUUUAUUUUGUCACAUUACGGCACAUUUAAAACCUGCUGGGAUUGGCUCAUCCUGGUCGCCACAUUCUACGUCGCAGUUCUCGUCCCGUACAACGCCGCGUUUGGUGGGAGGAAUGAAACGUCGUAUCCCUCCGUUCCAGAUGUCGUCGUUGAAAUGCUAUUCAUCAUCGAUAUCAUUUUCCAUUUCCGGACGACAUUUGUAAACGUGAAGGGCGAAGUGGUCUCAAAUCCGAAAGUUAUCGCGAUGAAUUAUGUGAGAGGGUGGUUCCUUCUCGAUCUCUUGGCUGCGCUACCGUUCGACUUGUUAUUUGCGGCGAAUAUUGUCAAGGAUGUGACGGGGGAGUCGCAAAUGCAUUUAUUAAAACUGACCCGGUUGAUCCGUUUGGCUCGACUGCUGCAAAAAAUGGACCGCUACUCUCAAUUCUCUGCCGCAAUUUUGACCCUGUUAAUGCUCUCGUUUACGCUGGCUGCUCACUGGCUGGCCUGCAUUUGGUACGUCAUUGCCGAUCAGGAGAUCGACUCGCAUGGCGCGGAAUGGACAAUAGGCUGGAUGCACACUUUGGCGGAAAAGUUGGAGAUGAACGUCACACAAAUCUCGAAUGCAGACAAGUAUGUGACCGCACUGUACUUCACCUGCUCCAGCUUGACAAGCGUCGGCUUUGGAAACGUCGCGGCCAACACGCUGCCCGAGAAAACUUUCUCCAUCCUCGUCAUGCUUAUUGGAGCCUUGAUGCACGCGAUGGUGUUUGGAAACGUGACGGCGAUCGUGCAGCGAAUGUACGCCCGAAGAUCGCAGUAUCAGAGCAAGUGGCGAAAUCUCAAGGAUUUCUUUACCCUUCAUCAAAUUCCGUCAGAACUAAAACAGCGUGUGGAGGAUUACUUUCAAACCAUGUGGGCACUCAACCAUGGCAUUGAUCCACAUGAGACGCUGAAAGAAUUUCCCGAAGAAUUGCGAGGUGACGUGAGUAUGCAUUUGCACAAGGAAAUUUUAUCCCUGCCAAUUUUCGAGCCUGCCCCACACGGUUGUUUGAAACUGCUCUCGCUCCACAUCCGCACCAACUUUUGCGCUCCCGGAGAGUAUUUGACACACAAAGGAGAUGCUCUUCAUUAUAUUUAUUAUUUGUCGAAUGGAUCCAUGGAGGUGGUUCAGGGCGCGAUGGUUGUCGCCAUUCUUGGAAAAGGAGAUCUGGUCGGGAGCGACAUAUCACAACAAAUUACGGCCGUGUGCGACCAAAUCAUCAAGUCGAGCUGUGAUGUUCGAGCACUGACGUACUGCGACUUGAAGAGUAUUUACAUCCCCGGCCUUAUCGAAGUUCUAAGAAUGUAUCCAGAGUUCCAGACCGAGUUCUCGCACGAUAUUCAGCACGAUUUGACCUACAACUUGAGAGAAGGCUACGAGGCGGACGCGGAUACAGACAUGAAUUUUUCCGAAAAUGGUCACGGCAUACCUUCUACGACACUGCCUUCUAUCGGCGAAGACGAAGAGGACGAGGAGGACGAGGAUGCACGCAGAUUAAUCAAUGCCAGGUCGGAUGACAGUCGCUCCUUCAGUUCAAAGUCACCCUUGUUAUCACGCGAGAACGGUGCGAGUAAGCGAUCCCUUUCAGAAUGCGGAUCGCCCAACGUGUCCACGACCGAUGUCCAUUCCGAAUUGAUCAGUUUAGCGCAAGAAAUGCGAUCAUUGGUUAAAAAUCUGGAGAAAACUACAAAAUCUCAGAAGACACAAACUGAACCGAAGUCAAUUUCAUGGGUGUCGAGCCCUUCUCUUAUUUAAGUAUGGAAUAAGUAAUGCGUGAUCCAAUUAAUAUUUGUGUACCUGAUUGGCCGAUGUAUUCUGCGUGUCGUUGUCGUGUCAUGGAACUCAUUAUCAUUACUCACCGCCAGUCAAGAUAUUCUAAUGUUAUUAACAAGUACUGUACAUAUGAUAUGAAAUUAUUGUUAAUACCGCUAAGUUAUGCAUAUUUAAAGAUUGAAUCAAAUUUCUCUAAUGAUUCUAAAUAAUUUUAUUGGAGGAUUCGUAUCACUUAAUAAAUUUCUCCAUUUUUACUUUCACCCAUUGUUCUGAGUGAUUUCUUUUGUGAUCAUUAUUGUACAAUUUAUAAUAUACGACGAUAUAUAAUAUGUCGGCCAGAUUAGAUGUAUAGUAAUUUUUAAAGAAAGAUGUUACAAAAUGAGGUUUAAUAGAAUGUAGUGGCUUGAUAAAUGCGAUUAAAGUUGAUUUAUUGUGUAAAAUAUGUGUAUAUUUAAAGAAAUCUGUACUCAUCAAUUAAUAUGAGUGCAUACAUAAUUGUGCAGUCUUGGUUGAAAUCACACGACUGCAGGAAUCUUUUCAUAAUUUAAAAUCAAAAUAUAAACCAACCAAAAAAAUGUUUCUUUCAUGACCACAACAAAUAUGUAAACUUUGCUAAAGAUAAAAUUCUUACACAAAUCGAGAGAAAUUUUAUAUAAAUUUAAGAAAACAUGUUAGAAGAACCCUAGUUUAGUCAUAAAGUUAUGUAUCUGAUCUCAUCUGCCUUUACAUAAUUAAUAUGUACAUAUUUAUGACCUACAAUUUCUGGAUGAUGUACAUAAAACUCCAAACGUUUAAUUUUUUACGGCGUAACAAACUACAAUAUAUUUACCCACGGGAAACAAAGUUAUAUAUGUAGAAGUGAGUAUUUUAAAUUAUGUAUUUUCCUGGAAAACUGGCUUUCCUUAUGUGUAAAAUAUGCAUCCAUCCGGAUGUGAUUAUUGUACAUAAUUGUGUAUUUAAUUAAUGGAUGUCAUAUAUUUACCUGUAGACGAAUUGUUUUAGAAAAAGAAAAUGUUAAAUCAAGUAAAUUUAGUGCACCCAUUAAUUAAGAAGGAACAAACCAUUCUCCAGACGGACAUAAUGCAUAUUUAUCUGUAAUAAAUAUUUACCACAAUUUUGUUUAUAAAUCAAUUAGUGUAUAAAUAUAUAUCUGAUCAAAUUAAAAUACUUUUGACGCAAU